AUGUCGAAAAUACUCGGACGUCUAUUUGAAAGAAACUCCAUUUUUGUUGCUACAAUUUUUGCUGGUGCUUUUGCUUUCCAGGGCUUUUUCGAUGUUGCUAUAAAUAAAUGGUGGGAUGCCCACAACCACAACAAAUUAUGGUCGAAUGUCAAAACCAAGUUCAUAGAGGGUGGUGCUGAAGAAGACGACGAUGACGAGUAA
Molecule: messenger RNA, 201 nt
Organism: Lodderomyces oxycetoniae
Lineage: Eukaryota; Fungi; Ascomycota; Pichiomycetes; Serinales; Debaryomycetaceae
Gene: QCR9
Product: ubiquinol--cytochrome-c reductase subunit 9
Exons: 2
Coding region: 1-201 (66 amino acids)
Biological process (GO): mitochondrial electron transport, ubiquinol to cytochrome c
Source: RefSeq, a predicted model, not a curated record